AGCCGAGGAGGCCGGAGCUGAGGCGCGGGCUGCGGCAGCCUCCGCGCUCCCCGUCUGCGCAGCCCUCGGGAUGGCGGCGGCCAUGGCGGACCAGGAGGGCGCCCGGAACGGCGUCAGGAACCGGGGCGGCGUCCAGCGGGUGGAGGGCAAGCUGCGCGCCAGCGUCGAGAAGGGCGAUUACUACGAAGCGCACCAGAUGUACCGGACUCUCUUCUUCAGGUACAUGUCGCAAGGCAAACAUACUGAAGCAAGAGAACUAAUGUACUCGGGAGCGUUGUUGUUCUUCAGUCAUGGUCAACAAAACAGUGCUGCCGAUCUGUCGAUGCUGGUUUUAGAAUCCUUGGAGAAAUCGGAUGCGAAAGUAACCGAUGAGCUAUUGGAAAAUUUGGCCAAAGUGUUUAGCCUGAUGGAUCCAAACUCUCCCGAAAGGGUGGCUUUUGUCUCCAGAGCACUGAAAUGGUCCAGUGGUGGAUCAGGGAAACUGGGCCAUCCGAAACUACAUCAAUUAUUGGCUAUCACUUUGUGGAAAGAACAAAACUAUUGUGAAUCUCGGUAUCACUUCCUGCACUCCUCAGACGGAGAGGGGUGCGCUAAUAUGUUAGUAGAAUAUUCUGCCUCUCGGGGAUACCGCAGUGAGGUGGACUUGUUUGUAGCACAGGCCGUCUUACAGUUUCUCUGCUUGAAAAAUAAAAGCAGUGCAUCCAUGGUGUUCACAACAUACACACAGAAACACCCCUCGAUAGAAAAGGGGCCUCCUUUUGUACAGCCGUUGCUAAACUUCAUCUGGUUUCUGCUCUUGGCCGUGGACGGGGGAAAGCUAACUGUGUUUACAGUACUGUGUGAACAGUACCAACCCUCCCUGAAGCGGGAUCCCAUGUACAAUGAGUACCUAGAUAGAAUAGGACAGCUCUUCUUCGGCGUCCCACCUAAGCAGACAUCAUCCUACGGAGGUUUAUUAGGGAAUCUUUUGAACAGUCUAAUGGGCUCUGGGGAGGAAGACGAUGUGGAAGAUGGUCAAGAAGAUAGCAGUCCCAUUGAACUUGAUUGACAGCUUUUUUUUUCACUAGGAACUGCUGCAUGAAUCAGACAACUCUAACUCAAAAAAGACAAUUUCAGAAUCCGAGCCCUGCAGCUUUGGGUCCCCACAGCCGGAAGGGCCUCUCAUUCUGUUAACGGAAGGUGGCUGAGAUGUUUAUAAUGUUUGGUCUCUGUUAUUUAUGUUGAAAAGGUAGCCAAAAGAACUGAUUUGGAGUGACGGCUCACGGCCUCUCAGUGUGCUGGCUGGUGACUUUUGAUUGAGUUGUAGUCUCUUAUGGUUUCACCUGCAGUAUUCCUUUUUUCCAACUAAUACGAAGCGAAGCACAGGUAUCACUGUUACUCGACCCUUUCGAAAUAAUCUUUUUUCCGUUUCCAGGGGCAGGGGAGGGCCAUCUGGCCUGCUGCUGCCAUAAAGGAAUGUUCGAAGGGGCCUGGGAAAAUACUUUUUUCUGGCUUGGCCUGUGAGCCCAGUGCCAAAUGCAUCGUGAGGCUUGCCAAGAAAAGGUGCCGCGCUCCCCCCCACCCCCAGAAAAGCCCGUGUCCAGCUGAGGCCGGCCAGGCUGGGCGUUGGCCUCGCCCUGCUGCAAAGUAGACUCGGGUUUUUACAACAGAGACGAACCUGUAGCGUGGGAUCCUUUCAAACUGAAUUUUCACCUUGGAAAACGUGUGGGCUUAAGUUAGGUGUGUUAGGCUUUUAGGAAAACAGAUCCGUUUGGGAUGUCGGUGGCUAGAAACAAGCUGAGGUAUCCCUGUCCCUCCUCCCAAUCCCAGCCCUGCCCUCUGUGUUGAUUAUUUUUAUUUUGUGUUGGGUUUUUUUAAAAUCCUUUAUCUCUGUUCCCCGGGUGGCCUCUGACAGUGUUUGUUAGGGAGAUGCGAGUGCAGCUGGCCCCAGUGUGGACUGAAACCAACCUUUUUUUCUGUAAGCCUCAUCUAAGGAAAAGGGAUACUGCAAACCUCUUAAUUCCUUUCAUAUUGCAAUAUUUAUUUUUUAUGGGGUGCUUGAUUUCUUUAACUUAACGAAAUUAACCGCAGACCCGGAAAUUGUUCAAUCUUUGGCUUUGUCACCUUAUAAUGCAGUAAGCCAGAUGUUACCAAUAUGAUUUUUAAAAAUGGGGGGAAACAUUUUAUUUUUUCACAGGUAAAAUAAGAAAAACAAACCUUAGAUUAAUACACAGUGAUCAUGCAUGGGGGAGGAAAUACAAUUUUAUUUACUGUAAAGAAAAAAAUUUAAAGGAAGGUUUUGUGUUAAUUGUUGAGUUUAAAUAAAUACUUUAUACUGG
Tachyglossus aculeatus (Australian echidna) is the source of this 2318-nucleotide messenger RNA. RefSeq names its product guided entry of tail-anchored proteins factor 4 (gene GET4). Gene Ontology annotation, cellular component: cytosol; BAT3 complex. The record is from RefSeq and is a predicted model, not a curated record. The coding region runs from base 71 to 1048 and encodes 325 amino acids. NCBI's taxonomy places the organism in Eukaryota, Metazoa, Chordata, Mammalia, Monotremata, Tachyglossidae. Gene Ontology annotation, molecular function: protein binding. The transcript is spliced from 9 exons. Gene Ontology annotation, biological process: protein insertion into ER membrane.